Bombus pyrosoma is the source of this 747-nucleotide messenger RNA. RefSeq lists its product as uncharacterized. Lineage: Eukaryota; Metazoa; Arthropoda; Insecta; Hymenoptera; Apidae. The transcript has 2 exons. The coding region runs from base 208 to 636 and encodes 142 amino acids. The record is from RefSeq and is a predicted model, not a curated record.
UAUUAUUUUUUCACCACUUCCUCCUGCAUUUCUUUAUACACUUUUAAAUUAUUUUCUUAUAUACUUUUUUAGAUCUAACCAGCAAGAGCAUACAGAUAUUCAUGGUCAUCUUGUUUUAUCUUAUUUGUCAGCAAGAUGGAAAAGAAGAAAAGAUAUCUGAAUCGGGUGAAGUCGAGUGUCUCGUGAAUGUCUGUUCCUUGACCACGGAUGGUUGCCAUUUCUUCGAUGAAAGAAAAAUAUGUCGACGUAAAUGCCGUAGCUUCACGCCGGAUAAGGUUUGAAGGUAUCGACAAUGCUUUCUCUUCGAACAUCGAGCUACGGAUAGCUUCCCUAAAAGGAUAUGGCACGUUCUUGCAGAAUGUGUUUACUUCCGAUAGUUUCCGUACAAUAGCAAACGUGUCCGUUCUAAUUAGCUGCCAACACGGUUUUCCCGGCCUUCUAUCGAAAUCAGAUCAAGCAAAUGGAACAAAACAGACGAAGAGAAGUAGAAGCUGCAAUGGCGGUGGUCUGGUACUCUAUACGCAUCCGACCAAUCAGCUGUAUGUGAUCGGAAUUUCCAUCGAAUUCUUCCCAAAGAUGCACCAGAUCUGCUGGAGAAACAGCAGACUCGGGUUGGAUCGUUUCCAAAACCUUUAAUACACUGACACUGGUACAUACAUCCAUGCGUCCCGUGUUUCUUCGUACGUUCCAAAACUACGUGCAAUUCUUUCCAUGUAAUCGAUCUGCUGACGAUUUAAUACCUAAGUA